Wasmannia auropunctata (little fire ant) is the source of this 3969-nucleotide messenger RNA. RefSeq names its product GPI ethanolamine phosphate transferase 3 (gene PIG-O). Lineage: Eukaryota; Metazoa; Arthropoda; Insecta; Hymenoptera; Formicidae. Bases 460 to 3651 code for a protein of 1063 amino acids. Gene Ontology annotation, biological process: GPI anchor biosynthetic process. The record is from RefSeq and is a predicted model, not a curated record. Gene Ontology annotation, cellular component: endoplasmic reticulum membrane. Gene Ontology annotation, molecular function: mannose-ethanolamine phosphotransferase activity. The transcript has 4 exons.
ACAGGAGGUGGACGAGGCGCGAGAGAGAGGUCUUCACGGUGGUGUGCACUUCGGUCAAUCCUCACUCAAAUCGACUCGCGGCGGGCCUCGAGGAUUCGUCGUCCAGGCGGAGCCGGACGUUGCACGUGGCGAGAGAGAACCGAUGCGAUCCGCUCCACGUAGUGGGCCGAGGCGAGGUUUGAGGUUAGGUCGUCUGGAUCGUGCGGACCCGCGCGACACAUAAAUUAUCGAUUGGAUGUCCCUCGCAUUUAACGCGGCGCCAAAAACAAUACCGCGGCCGGAUCGCGUGUCCUGAGACGCAACGACGAGAUGGUGGAGAACGGACUACCGGCGUGCCGUGGUAGGUUAAGUUCCCGCCGGUGUUGUCCCCAGCCCGACCGUGUUGUUGUUGUGGUGCCGCCUGCAGCAGUGAACGACAUCCGGGAGCAGCAGCACUGAUCCCCGAGAGACGCGAGAACGAUGAGCCGGCUGUGGAACUACCUGGUGUUUCAGGCGUGGAUGUCCUACCUGAUGGCGGCCGGCCUGCUGAUCUUCACCAGCGGCUUCCUCCUCAACCGCGUCUCCCGGCCGGAGCGGGCCGAGUGCGCGCGGUGCACGACGGCCUCUGGCGACUGCCGCGCGACGGGCGACCUCCUCCAGGACACGGAGCGCGCCGCGAAGGUGUGCCUGGAGCGCCGCGCGCGGGUCGUGCUGCUCAUCGUCGACGCCCUGAAGUACGAGUUCGCGGAGUGGCACGCGGAGGACGACAACGCCGCCGCGUCCACCACCUACCAUCGCAACAAGUUGCCCGUGAUUCACGAGCUCCUGCAAAGGUAUCCGUCGCACUCCCGCCUGUACAGAUUCGUGGCCGAUCCACCUACAACGACCAUGCAGCGCCUCAAGGGUCUCACCACCGGCUCCCUGCCCACCUUCAUAGAGGUGGGCUCCAACUUCGCCUCGGAGUACAUCCAGGAGGACAAUCUCAUUGACCAAAACGCCGCCGGGGGUGUCGUUUUCAUGGGAGACGACACGUGGACCAAUCUAUUCCCGGACAAAUUCAUGAGGCAGUUCCCCUCGCCGUCGUUCAACGUCUGGGAUCUGGACAGCGUGGACAAGGACGUUCAGUAUCGCAUUUUCUUCGAGCUGAAGAAGAAGGACUGGUCGCUGCUGAUAGCGCACACCCUCGGGGUCGAUCACUGCGGGCACAAGCACGGCAUGCGGCAUCCGGAGAUGACGAGGAAGCUGAACGACACGAAUACGCUUAUAAAAGAGAUCGUGGCGUCUCUCGAGAGGGACAUGAUACUCUUUGUCGUCGGGGAUCACGGUAUGACCGAGACCGGGGAUCACGGCGGCGACAGCCCGAACGAAGUCGAGGCCGCGAUGUUCGUUUACUCGACGACUCCGCUGUUGAAUGGAUUCGCGAUCGACGACGGCGACAGCGUUAAUCAAAUCGAUCUCGUUCCCACUCUGGCGUCGAUCCUCGGCACGCCGAUUCCCUUCUCCAAUCUAGGAUCCGUGAUACUCGAUUGUUUGCCAAGCAAAGCGGAGGAGGUGGCCGCCGGUCAAUUAUUGUAUCUGUUACACUCUCUCUGGCGGAACAUCGCCCAGACGAAAAAGUACAUAGAGAUAUAUUCUGCAGACACGUAUCUGUUCUCGAAGGAGCAGCUGCAGCAUUUGCAUUACAUAUACAGUCUUCUCUCCGAGCGUGUUAAGCAGGUCGAUAGUUUCGAAAAGCUGGAGGCGUUCAUUCGGGAUACCAAAGGUUACUUUAAAUUAUUGAAGGACACGUGUUCCGAGGUGUGGGUCCAAUUUGACUCCGGACUAAUUUCCAAGGGUUUACUUCUGAUGUUUUGCUCCCUGUUUUUCUUUUACCUCUUCAUCACCGGCAUCCCCGAGAGUCGCAUGUGCGAUAUAUUCAAAUCCUCAUUUCUGCAAUGUGCCAUUAUAGCGAAUUUAGCUACCGCGGCGAUUACCACGUGCUUGUUCCUGUUGAACAUUCUAGAGGAAUUGAGGAAUACGACCUUGUUCGUCACCGGCGCAGUUUCCAUUGGUCUGCUGGUCAUAGUGAUCGCUCAAAAUUGGGACGUCAUAUCGAUGUGCUGGUACGACCAUCGUCGGAUCAAGCUGUUGACCUACGUGGCUAGGAUAAUACUGCUUCUGACGGUAUGCGGGCUCUUCUCCAACAGUUACAUAGUCGAGGAGGACAAGGUCUUAUCCUUCCUGUUCGUCACACUCGUUUGCCUGCUCAUGUUCGACCUGAGGAAGAACGAUUCCGAUGGUAUCUCCGAGAGGAAGACAAGAUUCACUUCGAAGCCGACAAAAUCAAAUUUCAGGACGAUUGUGCUAGUCAUCGGUCUGCUGGCGUGCGUCGCGGUGAGGCUGUCGCAUUAUUUCUGGCGCUGCCGAGAGGAGCAUCUACAACGGGAAUGCUCUAUAUUCGCAACCGGUAAAGUUGGCUGGUCCACGGUGUCGAACAACUGGGAGCGCGCUCUGCCCGCCGUUCUACUCGCUCUGGUCAUCCUGGCGUUGUACGUGGUGAUAGUCAGACUGUGGCUGCAAAGCUGCGGAAAUCUCGCGGGCUUCGCCCCCAGCGUCAUGGUGGGGCAGUACUGCCCGGUCAUCGUGAGCGUUUGCAUGGGCUGCUACUGGAUUUUCCAAAAGCUCCCGAAGUUCAUCAAGCCGAAGCUCGCGCUCUCCUGGGAGAUCAACACGCUACCCAAUAUGGUUUACUUCUUCUGCGUCCUCGCGACUCUCGUCCUCUACUAUCGUCCGCUUAGCAUAUACUUGCUGCCAAAGAAGAAGGAGUCCAUCGACGUCUACCGUGAUGAAAACAUAGUGCCUCGAUUAUUCGAAAAGAUAAAAGACACCAUUUCCCGCAAACGAAUAGACACCGACGAGCUCCCGGUGAUUUACGGUUUCGCGACUGCCUACAGCGCUGCAUUUAUCUCGUUGAGCGUAUUCCUCACGCUUCUGUACGCGCUAUUGUUGGGAGAUACUCUGUCGCCUGGUACAUUUUUGAUGUUUAUAGCGUGCGCUUGUAUAUUGGGCUUAUCCGCGAUAGAGAGAUACAAAAAUGCUAGCAAUAUUUCUGAGCUAGUUGACGUAUCGAUGCCGGUGUUACUUUGCUGGUUCCUGCUGGCUGAAUAUUUCUUUUAUGGAACUGGCCAUCAGGCGACAUUUCCUACCAUUCACUGGCACGCCGCCUUCGUAGGAACUGGUGGUCACUUUUACGGAAACUUAGUGUCAGCAAUUUUAAUCGGUAUUAAUACAUUCGGAUCGCAUAUUAUAUUGGGUGCAACACUACCACUAUUAGUGAUCGUGCCAUUUACGUUGCAUCGGGUAUUUCCAAAGUUUCUCAAAGCGAAAUUUUUCGAUGAUAUUAAGAGGGGCGAACUUCUCCUGUUCGAACAGGAUUCUGCUUUUCACGCUGCAAUUUUCGCGACUGCAGGAAAGUACACGUUGCUUCAUGGAAUUCGGACUUUCGGCAGCAUGCUCGCAGCAACUAUACACUGUCGGCAUUUAAUGGUUUGGAAGAUAUUCGCGCCAAAGCUAAUAUUCGAGGGAUUAGGAUUCAUGGUAACGUUGGGUAGUAUACUAGCGUCAUUUUACAUGGUAUUCCGUAUUGAUCAACAAAUGGAGUAUCUCAUCACUCGAGUCACGAAAGGCAGAUGAUAGUGACUCACUCUUAAGGGUGUAUAGUACAAUCAAUAGCAAAGUACCAAAGUCGUAAGAAUACUUCGCUUUUGCGACGAAUCGGAAAGUGGCUCGUUACUUACGGAAUAUAGGAUAUCCGCAUCUCUAACGAUUUUCGAACUGUUAAAGACAGGAAACGGGCAAUAUACAAGUCUAUACUUACCACGAUACUGCCAAUAUUUCCACAAUUUUGUAUGAAAGUGUAACAAGGGUUAAAAAAAAAAAUGAAAUCAGGUAUAUCUAGCGAGUAUUAUAAGUAACAUUUUUCGUACCGAAGUAAAGAAACUCGUCUCUCCA